Marchantia polymorpha subsp. ruderalis is the source of this 5856-nucleotide messenger RNA. Lineage: Eukaryota; Viridiplantae; Streptophyta; Marchantiopsida; Marchantiales; Marchantiaceae. The record is from the annotation of a GenBank genome assembly.
CCGAAUGCUCUCCGUCACGUGUGCCCUCGACUCUGCUUUCGCUCCGCUCCUGCAGUAAGCUCUGGGGUGGCAUGGAUGCGGAGUGUGCGCAGCUUUGGUUGCUGCUACGGAUGUUGCUGCGCUGCAGUGCGCAACAGAGCACAUCGUGUAGUCGGGAUUUGUGAUAUACGCUUUAUCCAUUUCCUUCUCCGUCAGGAGUCGGCUGGGCUCUCCCACGAAAUCCAAAUUUUCCAUGGGCGGGCGGAUACUAUUUCUUUGCUCGAGAAUGUCCGCCUGGCGUUUGGAAAAUUUUUCCGCUUCGUGUAGGAGUAGUAGUAGUUCUGCGUGAUGGCAGCCGGCGGUAUGUAUCAUGAGCUCGUCUUCUUCGGGUCGCGUCGUGGUUUGCUCGUCAAUCAGUUCGUUCAGUCAGUGAAUUGCAACCUCAUUCCAUUCGUGUAUGUGGCUCCGGGGACCCAACUCAGGACAGAAGCCGCGUCGGGAAGUACCCGGCGACGUAUCAGGAGGUAGUCAGUGGACUCGAUUCUGUACAUUAGUAUAGAAUACGAGCCACCAGCGGUGCAACCUCCGGCCCUCAAGUCCACCGUCGUCACAGGCUCCUCUCGCUCCACAACCUCCUGGGGCGUCUCGAAGUCUGACAUUUCUCGAACGACUCUUUAACGCCACUUCUACUGGAACCGAAUAACUUUUAACUGGCAGUAGAGGAGGGUUUAUGCUGGUCGUGCGUUGAUGAUGCUUGAGCACGAGCAUUGAUUCCGGGAGGGAUUUUGCUGUCGAGGUUUGCUUCGCAAUUUGGCUAAGAAGCAAUCACCGGAGGAACGUUCUCCUGUGGCAAGUUACCGAGCACAUAUGAUUUGGGACGGCCUUCCAUAUCAGAGUUAAGUGCACAACUCCACACUGAAGGUGGUACUAGGUGCGGCUGUAAGAUCAGGGGUUGGUGGGAUCUGCUUAGGUGUAUGGGAGUAAGGCACAGUCAAGAAAGGAAUAAGAAUUGGAGCUGCACUUGGGUCAGGGCGUAGGAUGAUGAAGGCCCAGCCCUUUGGACUUUUUAUUUCGAGCUCUGAGAUUAGGCUUUUCUCGUAGACAGGGCAUUGUGACUCUCAUAAGAAGCCUAUAUUUUCCUUUCCUCUGAUCUUGAAGUUAUUCACCCGACGUCAAGCACAACCAUCAAGAAGGUAACAACCACUGUCAGAGGCGGUAGCUGAAAUGUGGGAUAUAACCUCUCAGGCAUCCAGAGGGGUUGGGACUCGGAGUGAUCGUUCGAACACCAUGAGAGGGACCAGCCUUCCUUUGAAAAGAGCACAGUCGAUUACUCCAGAUCGCACUACAGAACGUCCUGGAAAAUCAAAUGGAGUUUCAAAUGUGGCCGUUCAGGAACAUGGAGAAGGGGUGGCAUUACUAUUCAAAGGAAGAACUAAGCUUGAGGGAGGAUAUUUUUGGAAAAACAGGCUGGUACUCAUCAGAGUACUUAUCACAUUCAUGGCAGCAUGCUGCCUAGCUACUACGCUAAUGCAGGGUUCCAUCGUGAGGUUGUUAAAGCACACUGAUUUUUUGACUUUACCUGACGGAAAUUACAUCAGAGAUACUGAAAGCGCGAGGGUGUCACCAGGUGUCUUUCCUCAUUGUGAAAGAGCCGUGUGGAUGGCAGCUUCGAGUUUUAGAGCUCAUCUCCCGGACAAGCCCUCUCUUGAGGAGCUUGAGAACUUGGGCCGAUUUUCCCGACGUCCCGCUCGGCUUGCCAUAAUAUGUCCUAAUCUUGGGUCAGUUCCAGACUCCCUUUACAUGAUAACGAUAGCCAAAUUUCUGCAUUUGUUGGGAUAUGAGUUGGAGGUUUAUGCUAGGAAAGAUGGCCACCUGCGAUUCGCAUGGGAUGAUCUUGGCGUUCCUGUGAAUCUUCUAACAGUCAAUGAAAGUUAUAAAGUUCCCAUUGACUGGUCAAAAUUUGAAGGAGUCAUUGCAGUGUCUCUCGCUGCAAAAAAAAUACUUAACAGUCUUGUUGAGGAUCCAUUCGUGGAUAUACCAGUUAUCUGGAUUAUACCGGAGAAGGUUAUACUGAAGCAAGAUCCUGGAUUCAAUUCAUCGGUUGACUUAAAGAAUGUAUUGGAUAGUUGGCAAGAAGUUUUUAACAGAACAUCUGUCGUUGUAUUCCCAAACUACUACUUGCCUAUGGCUUACAGAGAAUUCUUCAACGAAAAAUUUUAUGUUGUUGCGGGGUCUCCUUGGGACGUGUGGGAGUCAGAGCAUUACAUGAAGACUCACCGAAGGGAAGAUGUGCGGUCCAAGCUAGAUUUGAGUUCAAAAGAUUUUGCAUUGGUCGUGAUAGGGAACCCGUGCGUCUAUAAUGGCGUCUGGAAGGAGCAUGCUCUGGUCAUGAAAGCAGCCGCCAGUCUAAUGUCAGCGGGCUACAGUCUAGAUGACGCCACGUUUGGACCAGUGAGGGUGUUUGUACUGGGCCAUGGCAAUUCAAGUAGUCCCUACAAGGACGCGUUACAGGUCAUGGCCCAACACGUUGGGUUGCCAAGUGGACUCGUCCAGCAUGUGGGUGUCGACGAGGACAUCCACGGUCUGCUUUGGGCUUCCGACGCGGUGGUGUAUACUUCUGUAACGGAGGAGCAUGGAUUUCCACCUAUCCUCGUACGAUCCUUGACAUUCCAACGUCCUGUGAUUGUACCUGACAUCGCGCCCAUGAACAAACAUAUCUCUGACGGUCAUAAUGGCUUUCUUUUCCCUCCUGGAGAUGAUGAAGUACUCACGCAAAUUCUCUGGGAUAUCAAGAAUAGUCCCUCUCGAACCAACGACAUUGCUGCCGAGGGAAAAUUUAUGGCUGAGGAUUUGAAUUCGCGCGAUGCCGUUCUGGAGUACGGGCAUUUACUGGAAUCACUCUUGGACUUUCCGGAGGACUGUAUACUACCGCGUCCGACAGACAAAAUACAAGGUUUGGUACCGCGAGGUUGGAAUUGGGACAUACUCACAGAAUUUCCUGAAUUUCCUGUAGCAGAAGAGAACUCAACGGUCAAGGACCUGUUCUUUCUAAAAUCCGAAACUGAUCUCAAGCCUAUAGAAAACGAAUUCGAUACAAUGGAUUUCGAUAAUAAUUCUUUGGAGGAGUGGGAUUUGCUGGAGGAUGAGGAGCAGCAAAGAGUUGCCUUUGACUCAGAUUACAAGGAUGAAAUUGAGGAGGAUCAGAUCACCGAUCGGCUGGAGACACUUCGGACUUCCUUUGAGGAAGUUAGCAAGUUCGUCAAGAAAAUGGAGACGAGGUGGCAAAAAGAUGACCACCGAGAGAGAGAAAAUCUUGAACUGGAACGGGUUGGUCAGCCACUUGUGAUUUACGAGACGUUUCGCGGCUCUGGUGCCUGGAGCUUUUUGCACCGUGAACAUCUGUUAUACCAGGGUCUGAGCCUUUCAACCAAGGGAAAGAGACCUGAUGCGGAUGACAUUGACGGACAAGCUCGGUUACCGCUCUUGAACGAAUCCUACUAUCGUGACGUUUUGUGUGAAUUCGGUGGUUUCUUUGCCAUGGGCAAUUUCAUUGACCGAGUACACAGAAACCUGUGGAUCGGUUUCCAACCUUGGCGUGCCGUCAGUCAGAAGGUCGCACUUACACAAGAAGCCGAAACUAGUUUGAUCCGUGCAGUAAAUUCAAGUGAAGACGGCGAUGCACUGUAUUUCUGGAGUCAGUCGGAUUCUCAGCUUCCUGAGGACUUCUGGGAUAUGUGCGAUGCUGUCAACGGGGGCAACUGCAGGAGCGUAUUUCUAGAAACCUGGAAGCAGAUGUAUGGGCUUCCAUCAACUUGGAUGCGGCUUCCUCCUAUGCCGUCACAUGGUGGCACAUGGUCCACUAUGAAUUGUUGGGCAUUGCCCACAUCGUCAUUCCUGGAAUUUGUUAGAUUUGCAAGAAUUUUCGUUGAUGUCCUGGAUGCUCAACAUUAUGUUGAACAUCAUGAGGAAGGGAGAUGUUGUUUAAGCAGAUCGAAAGCGGAGGGGCAGCACUGUUACUGCCGGCUUUUGGAAGGACUCAUCAACGUAUGGGCUUACCACAGUGCCCGGAAGAUGAUAUACGUAGACCCCAACUCCGGAGCCAUGCGAGAGCAGCACAGUCUGCAAGACCGCAAAGGAAUCAUAUGGGCGAAGUUUUUCCAACCGGAUUUACUUCAGAACAUGGACGAGGAUCUGGCGGAAGAGUAUGAUGAUGAACGGCCAAAUAAACGUUGGAUCUGGCCGCUGACUGGUGAGGUCUUUUGGCGUGGGUCCAUAGACAAAGAACGCCAAGAGCGAUACCGGGCUAAGCUGGAGAAGAAACGCCGGCAACUCGAGCGGCAGGCUCGUCAGAGCAAGUACAAACAGAAGCCCAUCGGCAAGGUGUUGAAGACCGAAAGCAAGUCAGGUAUCGUGAUGAGAAAACUGCGUCAUCAUCAAGUGUCUCCCACUUCUCUUUAGAGACCUUGUGUCAUUUCGAGCUCUGAUGAAUGAGUCAGAUGCUCUGAGUUGAGAACGGUGUGUUGUGCAAUCGUCAGUAAACCUACACUGGGGUUCCACAAACACAGAAUUUUUUUAUUUGUGCUACCUCCUAGGAGUUCGCCGACCGCAAUGAUGACCAUAAAGAGAUAAUGUAGAACGCGAACGCUUCUGACAGCCAACUGUGUAGUGUGCAACCAACUUGAGAGCUGUUCACCGCUACACACUGAACAUCAUUCCUCGCGUUUUACAUCCGCCCCCUGCUACCAGAGAGUGACCCUGUAUGGUUGACUCUGAGUGAGUGUGGAAUGAAAUUCGACAGUGAACUCAAACAGUGCAUCUACACACAGAAGAUAUUAUAGAUUUCGUGUUACAACCGGGUCCAGCUACUUCAUAGUGAACAUCGGAAUUACCAGCUCAUUAGAGUCUCAUCGCAGAACUUUGUGGUUUGCUAUCAACAGCAUAGCCCCCCUUCCCCACACACACAGAAAAGCACUCCUCUCUUCCUAAGGGCUCCCUUCUACCAGAGAAUACCCCUGGAGGUUCAGCUGCUAUAUUAUGGUUGAGAGUUUGAGUGCAGAACUGUGGAGUAUGGAAGCAGUGGAAGUCAAGCCGUAAAAGCUGCUCGGACACUCAGCAUUUCUCCGGAUUUUUGUUGUUGUUAUGGUCUAAUGUUACUAAAAAGUGGCCAUGAGGAGUUCCAGAUCGUUCAUCUUAAAUUAACAGUGAAGCCCACAAACAGCACAGCACUUCUCCCGUGCCAUUCCGGGCUCUCUGCCACCAGAGUGGUCCUUUAGCAUGGUUGAGUUGCAGUGGAGAAUUGUUUGGUGUGAAGUCAACGGUGAGGUCCUGUGUUUUUUAUGUUCGUAUGUUACUACAAUGUGUCUCUUUAGAGUUCCAGAUCUCUCAUAAUCUGUGAGUUUUAGUGCGGAAGUGCAGAAUUGUGUGGUGUGUAUUCAACGUUGACUACCCGCAACACAUAGUCAGAAGAUUCCCUUGUUAUUGUGAGCUUUUAGCUACCAAAGUGGCCUUUUUCAUGGUUGAGAUUUGGUGAAAAGUGUGUGGUGUGUAGUCUACCGUUAGAUCACACACACAGAACAAUUCUCCCGUGUUAUUUCAAGCUUUUGCCACCAGAGUGGUCCUUUGUAGUGGUGUCAUGUGUAGUCAACAAUGAGUCACAAGGUUAUGUAGAAAACUCUGUUGUUAUCCUGAGGUUCUGCCACUUCAGAGGCAAGCGAAAAUCCUAGAUAGUUUAUUAUAGUAAUGAUGUACCCCAUUUUUGCCCCCUCGCGAGUCACUGUAGAGAAUUUGCGGCAUAUCUAGACCGAGGAGGACUGGUGCACAUUGCUGAUUGUAAAUGUACAUAUUGUGCAAAUAUUAAUUCUUAAAUUGAUCAGAGCA